This is a messenger RNA of Spinacia oleracea (spinach), 2698 nucleotides long. RefSeq names its product serine/threonine-protein kinase PBL34. Gene Ontology annotation, molecular function: protein kinase activity; ATP binding. Bases 541 to 1989 code for a protein of 482 amino acids. The transcript has 6 exons. The record is from RefSeq and is a predicted model, not a curated record. Lineage: Eukaryota; Viridiplantae; Streptophyta; Magnoliopsida; Caryophyllales; Amaranthaceae. Gene Ontology annotation, biological process: protein phosphorylation.
AGAAGUGAGAGAAAAGGAUUGGUAGAGAGAGAGAAAGAACUGAUAAUUCAGAGUAUGUUUUUUUCUUUCUUUGCGCAUUUUUAAUCAAUCUUUAUUUUUAAUUAUUAAUUACAUUAUUUUUCUGGGGUUUUGUUUGAUUUGAAUUAGUCACCCCCUUUUCCUAUGAACUCUCACAAUUUCUGAGAUUUGUUGUUGUACAGCCAUUUUUCUGGGUGUUGUCCUUUCAAGUGAGAGAAAGAGUAAAAAUUCCCACAAUUUCUUUUACCUUUUGUUUCAUUUCAAGGACUUAUCUUCUGAUCUGAAUCAUUUAUACCCUUUUUCUUUUACCUCUUCAACCCAUUUUCUUGUAAAAAUUUCAUCUGGGGGUUGUGUUAAUUCAUCAGAUUUUGGUUUUCUGUGGUAAAAAUCAAAAGGGUGUGGAUUUUUUGGGCAUAAAGUUAUUGGGUACUUUGUAAUUUGAGCUUUUUUUCUGGGUGGUGGGUGGAAAAGGGGUUUUAGGGAUUUUGAUGAAUUUGGAAAGUUAGGGUUUUUUUGGGUGUCAUGGGAUUUGGUAGUGAUGUAGCUAAAGUAGAGACUUGGGAUGUUGAAAAAUCGAAAGGGGGAAAAAAGAAGAAAGAUGAAGAUGAUUCUGGUGAAGAUACUGGAUGUUGGAUUAAGCUAAGGUUCAUUGGUAGCUGCAUUACUUCAAGAUCCAAAGUUGAUUCUUCUGUCAGUGGAACAAGUACUAACUAUGAUGAAAGCAAAUCACCAACUGAUGCAAGCAGAGAUCAACCGGUUGCUGCAGUUGUCCCAUCAACUACAACAAGUAAUGCUGAAAGCAGCACCUCAACAUCCAAACUAGAAGAAGAACUCAAAUUGUCCUCUCGGCUUCGUAAAUUCACAUUUAAUGACUUGAAGUUUGCAACUAGAAACUUCAGACCUGAUAGUCUACUUGGUGAAGGGGGUUUCGGGUGUGUGUUUAAGGGUUGGAUUGAAGAAAACGGUACCGCUCCAGUGAAACCUGGUACAGGUCUUACUGUUGCAGUAAAGACACUCAAUCAUGAUGGACUUCAGGGUCACAAAGAAUGGCUGGCUGAGGUGAAUUAUUUGGGCGAUCUUAUUCAUCAAAAUUUGGUCAAACUUAUCGGCUACUGUAUUGAAGACGAUCAAAGGCUUCUAGUUUAUGAAUUUAUGCCCAGAGGAAGCUUGGAGAAUCAUCUGUUUAGAAGAUCUUUACCUCUCCCAUGGUCCAUUAGGAUGAAAAUUGCUCUUGGUGCAGCCAAGGGUCUUGCUUUUCUCCAUGAAGAAGCUGAAAAGCCCGUGAUAUAUCGUGAUUUCAAGACCUCAAAUAUCUUAUUAGAUGCGGAAUACAAUGCAAAGCUGUCAGAUUUUGGACUCGCCAAAGAUGGUCCCGAGGAAGGUAAAACUCAUGUAUCUACCCGCGUGAUGGGAACAUAUGGUUAUGCAGCCCCGGAGUAUGUGAUGACAGGCCAUCUGACUUCAAGAAGCGAUGUUUACAGCUUUGGAGUAGUUCUGCUGGAAAUGAUCACGGGUAGGAGAUCCAUGGAUAAAAACCGACCGAAUGGGGAACAUAACCUUGUUGAAUGGGCAAGACCACAUCUUGGAGACCGAAGAAGGUUUUAUCGUCUGAUAGACCCUCGGUUAGAAGGUCACUUCUCCAUUAAAGGAGCUCAGAAGGCUGUGCAGUUGGCUGCUCAUUGCCUUAGCCGGGAUCCAAAAGCCCGCCCUUUAAUGAGUGAAGUUGUAGAAGCCCUGAAGCCUUUACCUAGCCUGAAAGACAUGGCUAGUUCGUCCUACUAUUUCCAAACCAUGCAAGCAGACCGGGUUAGGGCCAGCCCAAAUGCUCGAAAUGGUCAACCCAUUGGCCCUCACCAAAGGAAUGGGCAGCAGCAACCAGGCCUAAGGAGCCUCUCCAUCCCACAUGGUUCGCAUGCUUCACCGUACCAUCAUCAGAAUCAUCCAUCACCCAAACCAACUGGGAAAUCUUAGCCUUGGGUUGGUCUGUCUAUUUCUUGCUCUACGAGUUGUUUCAUCAUUCUUUUCUCCCACAGUUUCUGAUCUUUUUUGUGCAAUCAUCAGCUAAUACAAGUAUAUGAUCUUUACAUCAAGGCCCUUUGCUCCUUGAUAAAAAAUGAAAAAGGAUAGGGGAGGAAAAAAAGAAAAAGAAAAAGAAAAGAAAAGAAAAGAGGUAACAGAAACAGAAGACAAUGUAUGAAUUGUGCAAACUAUUAUCUUUCAGUCAGGGCUCUCUGUAAAGGAGUUAAAUGUAAGAAGAGGUGAAGCUUUGUGAGCUACAAAUUUCAUGUCAUACCACAUAAUGUUACUUUACAUUAGUCAAGCUUGGAAAUACGAAAACAUGAAGUUUCACCUAUUGAAGCUGCAUUUUGAAACUGGUGUAUAGAUUAUGGUUGGUGUAGAAAGAAUGAAGGAAUGAAUUAGGUCAAACUUGUGUUUGGGGGCUCAGAUCAAACUCCGAUGCUACCGGCUGAUCUGAGAUUUAAAAAACCAGUUUGCUUACUGUCAUGUCAUUGAUGAAAUAUUGCUAGUCAGCCGGUAAUAUUGGUUUGCAGAAUAGAUAGUGUUUGCUACAUUUGGUACUACAUAGUGUUCUGUAACUGUCCAGGGAUAUCCCCUUUGUAAGAAUUAAAUGUUGUGAAAGAAAAUUAAGCUGAUGAGUAACACAGUACAUCAUUGAUCA